Messenger RNA from Cuscuta campestris, 2707 nucleotides. The record is from the annotation of a GenBank genome assembly. NCBI's taxonomy places the organism in Eukaryota, Viridiplantae, Streptophyta, Magnoliopsida, Solanales, Convolvulaceae.
AUUCCUCUUUGCCGCAGGGAUUUGAUAUGAUUCUAUAGUCUAUAGGGUCAAAUGGAGGAAUAUAAUUUCAUGGUUGAAUGGUGCCUCAUUUUUUUUUGUCAAAUUCAUUAUUCACAGGAGAACAUUUGGGUUGUCCUUCUCUUGUGUUGUUAAUGGAAAAGUUUACUCCGCGAAAACUACCCACCAUUGGCACUGCAAAAAAGAACUGCGACAGUUCUACCGCUGCUCAAAAGGGUCUUGUAUAUGAGGAGCUCAAUGGUUUACUUGGAUUACAAAGAAGAGGUUUCGAGAGUGUAGCGGGGUUCUUGGAUACUUCUCCUAACAAGAGAUGUGAACUAGAAGGAAAUUGUAGAGCUUAUUCGAAUGGUAAUGAAGCUUCACCUGGAUCAUCUCCUCAUGUGUUAAAUUCCCCACAUCCAUGCUACCAUGGUCUAGAUGUUCAAUGCAAACCGUUGUCGAGGAAAAUGAAAUUUCUAUGCAGCUUUGGAGGAAGAAUUGUUCCUAGGACAAAUGACGGCAGGCUUAGGUAUGUGGGGGGAGAGACUAGAAUCAUAUCGAUUAGGAAGAACUUGACAUAUAAUGAACUAGUGAAAAAGACUAGAGCUAUUUGCAAUCAUCCACACACAAUAAAGUACCUGCUUACUGGUGAGGAUCUUGAUGCCCUUAUAUCCGUGACGUCCGAUGAGGAUCUCCAUAACAUGAUAGAGGAAUUUCACAAUCCGGAGCACCUUACUGAUUCUAAUGCUUGUUGGGAAGAUGCAACUUCAAAGCGCCGAGUCAGCAAAAACACAAACUUCGCUACACAAUCUAUUAUGCUUGAGCAAAGCCAUGCCCUUAACUCUAAUGCCAGGGGCAGUAUAGGAAAUAUUGCAACAUCGGUCUCCAGAGAUAGAGCUAGCUUGAAUUUAUUAGAUCCCCGUGCUAGUGACAUAUCAUUACACAAUUCAGCUUCGGGUGCUCCUUUUAGAGAAGAUAUUGCUGUCUGUUUGGACAUGUCCAAUGGUAAACAGAAGGAGCAAAGCUCUGAUGGAAUUUCCAACCCAAAACAUGUUUCUGGGAAGGACACAUUUUUUGAGUUUCAACUCUCAGAUAAUACUAAUUGCUCUGGGGUCCCAAAAAUGAGCAUUAUUGUGCAAGAUGCUACUGAUAACUUGUCCCCUGAUGGACACCCUUCUUCACAUGUUGCCCCUCAUGAGCAAUAUGAACCCAACAAGAAACUUCAACCCAUUGGAAAAAUCAGAGAGGCUGAUAGUGUUUGCCAAGAACCUGACUAUAAGGACGAUAAAGUUGUUGGCGAUCAUGAGGGUUACUCUAUCAGUGAUGCUACGGGCGUUGAAACAGAGGCCGGGUUAUAUGGCUUUCAGAUUAUAAGAAAUAGUGAUCUUGAGGAGCUACGUGAGUUGGGUUCUGGUACAUUUGGCACCGUACAUCAUGGGAAAUGGAGGGGGACAGAUGUUGCUAUCAAGAUGAUAAAAAAGAGCUGUUUCACUGGCAGAUUAUCUGAGCAAGAACAGCUGACCAAAGAUUUCUGGAGGGAGGCUCAGAUUCUUUCCCAACUUCACCACCCAAAUGUAGUAGCAUUCUAUGGCGUGGUCCCUGAUGGUCCUGGAGGAACAAUGGCUACAGUUACUGAGUACAUGGCUAAUGGAUCACUGAGGCAUGUACUUCUAAGGAAGGACAGAACUCUUGACAGACGAAAAAAGCUCAUGAUUGCAUUAGACGCUGCAUUUGGUAUGGAGUACUUGCAUAUGAAAAACAUCGUUCAUUUUGACUUGAAGUGCGAGAACUUACUCGUCAAUUUGGGAGAUCCUCAGCGGCCUGUGUGCAAGGUUGGUGAUUUUGGACUGUCAAGAAUAAAACGGAAAACCCUUGUUUCGGGUGGUGUUAGAGGAACCCUUCCAUGGAUGGCACCUGAGCUCUUAAAUGGGAGCAACAGUCGAGUUUCCGGAAAAGUUGAUGUUUUCUCAUUUGGCAUUACAAUGUGGGAAAUCUUGACCGGAGAGGAGCCUUUCGCUAGCAUGCACUGUGGCGAAAUCAUAGGUGGCAUUGUAAAUAACAAUCUCAGGCCUCCCAUCCCUCAACGGUGCGAUUCUGAGUGGCGAAAGUUGAUGGAAGAUUGUUGGGCAUCUGAUCCAGGGGCAAGACCGUCAUUUACUGAAAUAAAAAACCGAUUGCGUGCCAUGUCUUCAGCUUUCCAACCGAAAACGAGAGCCCUGGUAGCCGACCCUGCACUCUAUCGCUCCAUCGUUGGAGCCCUCCAGUAUCUCACAUUCACUAGGCCAGACAUAUCCUACUCUGUUCAGCAGCUCUGUCUCCAUCUUCACGCCCCUCGAGAUGUCCACGUCACAGCUAUGAAGCGGGUCCUAAGCUAUCUCCGCGGCACCUCCACCUACGAAAAGCAAUCGGCGAACUCUUCUCGCCGGUCUUCUGUCUUCCCCUUCGCCUUUCCGCUAUUCAAUGCAACCGCCGGAGUGCCAGGUCGCAAGCGCCGCAGCGGCAUCCCCUGACCGGCCUGACGCCGUCGCCCGGCCUUCCACCGGGAUUCAGCCACUCUUCCGCACUCUCAGGCCUCAAGUCCUCAGCAGGUUCUAAUUCUGGUUUUAAUUUAGUAAUUUGUCAUUUGGGUCUUUGUUGAGAGAUUACUGCUCCGUAUUUAUCACUUCCCCAAAUUUAGUGUUUCGUGCUCAAUUAAAUCGUGGGUCGCUAA